AUGGUAAUAAAUGAUGAGAGUUUAGAUUUCAUUGCAAUGCUGGACAAAGGAAAGAAAUUUCGCGAAGAGAAUCAGGUGAAAUCGUAUGAGAAGAUUUUUGAUGAGACAAAAUCAGUUUUGCGAGAAACAGGCUUGUUAGAAGAAACAGGCUCAAAGUCUACAAUCAAAGGAGAAGAAACUGUGAAAAAGCUCAGUUUGCUCAACAUCCUGUCUCCAAAAAUCGCAUCUAUUUUUCCGAGAACCAAUAAUAAAGGCGAACAGCUCUCACAGCUCAGUCCCUCGCUUUUAUCGUUUUAUGAAGAAAAAGAUGAAGCUACAAGUAUACCGUCAAUUUUGCAAGUUGCUGGAAUGCGAAAGGGUGGUAAUUCUGACUCAAAACUGUAA
Enterobius vermicularis (human pinworm) is the source of this 384-nucleotide messenger RNA. The record is from the annotation of a GenBank genome assembly. NCBI's taxonomy places the organism in Eukaryota, Metazoa, Nematoda, Chromadorea, Rhabditida, Oxyuridae.